Messenger RNA from Gloeophyllum trabeum ATCC 11539, 762 nucleotides. RefSeq names its product snare protein YKT6. The coding region runs from base 29 to 628 and encodes 199 amino acids. Gene Ontology annotation, cellular component: membrane; Golgi apparatus. Gene Ontology annotation, biological process: endoplasmic reticulum to Golgi vesicle-mediated transport. Gene Ontology annotation, molecular function: SNAP receptor activity. NCBI's taxonomy places the organism in Eukaryota, Fungi, Basidiomycota, Agaricomycetes, Gloeophyllales, Gloeophyllaceae. The record is from RefSeq and is a predicted model, not a curated record. The transcript is spliced from 4 exons.
AAGUACGAGUACAACAAGUCUACCCGCCAUGAAGAUCUACUCGCUCGCCGUCGUGCUCGUCCCGCACACCGGCGCGUCCACCAUCCUCGCCCAUGCGUCUGACUUGUCGUCGUUCUCGUUCUACCAGCGCGGCAGCGUCGGCGAGUUCAUGACGUUCUUCAGCAAGACCGUCGCGGAGCGCACGCCGCAGGGACAGAGGCAGAGCGUGCAGGAGAACAACUACGUCGCGCAUGUGUAUAACCGCGGCGGGGCGGAGCAGCUCGCGGGUGUGAUCAUCACGGACCAGGAGUACCCCGUCCGCCCCGCGUUCUCGCUGCUCACGAAGGUGCUGGACGACUUCACGGCCAAGGUCCCGCAGUCGUCGUUCGGGAACACGUCCGCGAUCUCCUUCGGCGAGCUCAACGCGUACCUGCAGAAGUACCAGGACCCGCGGCAGGCGGACGCGAUCAUGAAGGUGCAGCAGGAGCUCGACGAGACGAAGAUCAUCUUGCACAAGACCAUCGAGUCCGUCCUCCAGCGAGGCGAGAAGCUCGACAGCCUCGUCGACCGCUCGAACGCCCUCUCGGCGCAGAGCAAGAUGUUCUACAAGACCGCAAAGAAGCAAAAUUCGUGCUGCGUCAUCAUGUGAACGGAUUGUCCUCGUGCCGGAUGUUUUGAACUAUAGAAGGGAGGCAGAGCAGGAGAACUGGAUGGUGAUGUGAUGCCUCUUGCAUAUAGCUGUAAUAUACUUAUGAGUGUAAUGAUACAACGGACGCUUAUACC